Pelobates fuscus (common spadefoot toad) is the source of this 948-nucleotide messenger RNA. Its product is annotated as olfactory receptor 8U9-like. The coding region runs from base 1 to 948 and encodes 315 amino acids. Lineage: Eukaryota; Metazoa; Chordata; Amphibia; Anura; Pelobatidae. Gene Ontology annotation, molecular function: G protein-coupled receptor activity; odorant binding; olfactory receptor activity. The record is from RefSeq and is a predicted model, not a curated record. Gene Ontology annotation, cellular component: membrane. The transcript has a single exon. Gene Ontology annotation, biological process: G protein-coupled receptor signaling pathway.
AUGGAUAGUUGGAAUCAGACCAAAUUUGAUCAAUUUAUUCUUACAGGAUUAACCAAUGAUCAAGUUCUUCGGGUUUUUCUCUUUGUGGUUUUUCUAAUUAUCUACAUAUUUUCAUUUAUGAGCAAUUUUGGUAUGAUUUUGUUGAUAAAAAUGCAUCACAAUCUACAAACACCUAUGUACUUUUUUUUGGGGAACCUGUCCUUUGUUGACAUGUGUUAUUCUUCGACCAUCACACCAAAAAUGCUUUCAGGAUUUUUGAUGGAACAAAACUCAAUUUCCUUUGUCGAAUGUGUUAUGCAAAUGUCUUUAUUUGCGAUGUUUGCUACUUCAGAGUGCUUUUUGGUCACAGCCAUGGCGUAUGAUCGUUAUGUAGCAAUAUGCAGACCUCUCUUCUAUCAUAAACUUAUGGACAGUGCUACUUGUUGGUGGAUGGUAACAGGUGCCUAUUUAAGUAGUUUACUGGCUUCUGUAUCCCAUACAGUCACUAUUUUUAACUUCCCUCUAUGUGGUACAAAUAAAAUAAACCACUUCUACUGUGAUAUCCCUCCCCUUUUAAAACUUACAUGUGUCAACUCCAGUCUCAGAAAAACUGUUGUAUUUUCUUUGUCAUUAGUAAUGGGAAUAAUUUCUUUCUUUGUGAUACUGAUGUCAUAUGUGUCGAUAAUAUCAAGUAUUUUAGACAUUAAGUCAACUGAAGGUAGAUCAAAAGCCUUCUCCACAUGCGGAUCCCACCUCACUGUAGUUAUCUUGUUCUAUGGCUCAGUGUUUUGUAUCUACUUCCGUCCCAGCAUAGGCUUAGACUUGGAGAGCAUUGACAAGUUCUUUUCCAUUUUUUAUACUGUGGCUUCUCCCUUGCUGAACCCUCUUAUCUAUAGUUUUAAGAAUGUUGAAGUAAAAAGAGCAAUGAUAAAUGCUUAUGUCCAAAAAAGAAAAGUUUCUUCUGAAUAG